Tetrahymena thermophila SB210 is the source of this 2022-nucleotide messenger RNA. RefSeq names its product transmembrane protein, putative. The record is from RefSeq and is a predicted model, not a curated record. Lineage: Eukaryota; Ciliophora; Oligohymenophorea; Hymenostomatida; Tetrahymenidae. The transcript is spliced from 10 exons.
AUGGCUUUUUUUGUUAAGUUAAAGCCAAAAUGUAUAGAUGUAGAAGAUUAAGUAUCAUGCUGUUCUGAAUUAAGUAAUAAGCACAAGUAAUUGAUUAUAUAGGAAUCUGAUUAGAUUGAAAUACAUUUAGAGAGUUAAUAAUUUAAGUCUAAUGGCAUAAAUCACUAAUAAAAUGUUAGUCUCAGUAGCAAUAUAAAAUAAGAAAAUUGUUUGAAUUUUUAGCUAUAACCUGAAAAGGAGAAUCUGCAAAAUUAAAGAGAUAUACUUAAUGGGAUACAUAGAGCUUAAUCACUAUAUCAAGAUAAGCUGAAAAACAUUAAUGACUAAGGAGAUGCAUUUUAGUAAUUAGAUAUAGAUAUACAUUUAUCAUAGUAGCAAUUGAAAGUUGAUAUAAAAGAAUGUAAUAAAUAGAUUAAAUAGAAGCACUACUUAAAGAGCGACCUAAAGUUAAAUAAAUAAAGAAGAUAUAGACUUUUAGAAUCCAUAUGUUCAACUAAAAUAGAAACUAAUUUUUUUUGCUGGAGAUCAAAAAAUAACGAUACUGAUUAGCUUUCACUUUCAAGUCUAUUGUAUCUUAAUCAAAUCAAAAGCUUCUUAUGCUUAUUUUUUCUACUUUUUAUUUUGAGUUUACCUUCAUUUUAUAUUUGUGCAAAAAUUAGUAAAGAUCUAAAUUAUGAAUAUAUUAAUGAUUUCUAAUCGCCCUUUCUUUAUCCAACAAUAGCUGGUAUUGGUUACAAGUUUUGGUAAUGUGAUAUGUUUAUCAUGAAUAAAACAUUAGAUUAGACAAUAGAUUUAAAAUGCUCUUAAGGAGUUUUAGACUUUUAAUAUGUUCAAAUAGGAUUAACAAUUCCAUAAGAUACUUAGAGUAUUUAUGGUUGUGAAUUUAUCGAAUUGUAAAAAGUUUAAGUUGACUGCUUGAAAAGUGAUGUAAAUAAUUAAACAUCAUUUAAAAAUAUUUAUAGUAGAUGCUAGUAUAAAAACAUUUGCUAGAUAAACUCGGAUGAGAUUUUAACCUUCUUUAAAGUUGAUGCAUAAUGUGAUAACAAUAUUUAAUAACAAAAUAUGUUCAUCUCUGUUCCUUGUAGAAAUUAAAAUGUGGAUAUUUUUGGUAUUCCUACAUCUAACUAUUAAGCAUCUGUUGCAGUUAUUCUUUUACAGACUUUUGGAAUAAUACUAUGUUUGCUCUUCUUCAUUCACCAGUUGUUUAUCAAUAAGAGGAUUAAGAAUAGAAUCAAAAAGAAAAUUACAAUGGUUUAAAAGUUUACUCUAGAAAUCUAAAAUAUACCUAAGAUGCACUUUAAUUGGACUCAAGAACUACUCUGGUUGCAUCUAUAGAGAGGUUUGAAUGAAUAUACAUAAAAAAAAUAAGAAAAAGAAAUUAAAAUAAUAGACAUCUAAAUGGCUCUUCCUGAAUGCUUAAUUUAAAGAGACUUAAUUCUUAAAAAAUACACAGAGAGGAUAGAAAAUAAAGUUAUUAGAUUCAUAAAUGAAUACGAUCCUGAUAGCUUGAAAUUAGGGUAAGGAAUCAAUAAAAUAUAGAUAGAUUUAUUGAGAAAAAUAUUUGAUAUUAUUAGCAAUCCUAAAACAAAGAAAAAAUGUUAUAAAGAUUUAAUGGAUAUCAUUGAUAAAAAAUAAAAAAUUGAGAAACUUAAAGAAUAAAUUAGUAAAAUAGAAUUUGAUAAAUAUUCACAUCCAUCAAAAGCUUUCUUGGGAAUAUAUUACUUUGUAAAUAAAUUACCAGCAAAUAAAAAUAAUAAUUAAGAUAAAAAUGGUUUUGGCAAUUAUGUAGAUUUUUCACCUGAAUGGUACAGGAAUGUAGGAAUGUUCUUUUGUAUCCACUAUCUUAUCAGAAUAUCCCUUUAUAUUAUUUAAAAUAUGACCUCAUUAAUCUAUCGAAAGUAGGUUUUUUAUCUAAUUUUUUAAAUUCUAAAACAUUUUUAUUUAUUUAUUUUAAAAAUUAUUAAUUAUUUUUUGCUUUAAAUUUUAAUAAUUAAUAAAUUAAUUUCUUUCUUUUUAUUUUGA